AAUCUUUGGCAUUAAAAAUUGGCAUUCAAUACACCAACUCGAUUCUUUGUUUGUUGUUUGACACCACCAGCCGCCCCGCCCCAACCGGCCUCUCUGUCUCUUCUAUCCUUCACCUAAAUACACGCCACUUUUGGACUUCACAACACCCUGUCACCCAAGAUCUCUCUCUAAGCUUGUUAUAGGUUUCAAAGAUCCAAGACUGGUUUAUCAGAUCCUUCAAGUUUUUCUGAUUCCUCUAUCUGGGUUUUGUUAUGGGUGGUUGGAGGUACAGAGCUGGGUUGCUUCUGAUUGGUGCUGUGGUUAUCAUUUGGGUUACCUCUGCGGAAGUCACGCAGGAUAUUUAUGCAAAAUAUAAGCAGCCAUUUGCAGUAACAUAUCUUGGAGCUUCUCUUAUGGUAGUGUACCUCCCAAUAGCUUUCCUUAAGGACUGGUUGUGUAAUUUACUUAAACGUCGCUCUUCUAAAAGUGGCAAAAAUGCAGAAAGCAUGAAUGAGUAUUCUUCUGCGUUUGGUUCACCACUGAAACACAAUGGAGUUCAGAAAGAUUUUGAAUUGGAAAUUCAUACCUUGUCCAGAAAAGACAGUGAUGCAGACCUUUCACCUUGUGCAGAAGAAAGGCCUUUGGUUUCUAAACUCAAAGACAAUAUAAAUGUGCUGAAGCAUGAUCGAGAACUGACACCAAGGGAAAUUGCUACUUAUGGAUUUUACCUUGCCCCUCUUUGGUUUUUUACAGAGUAUUUUUCAAAUGCCGCUCUCGCACGUACGAGUGUUGCAAGUACAACAGUCUUAUCCUCAACUUCAGGACUCUUUACACUCUUCAUUGGUGCAUUCUUAGGCCAAGAUUCUUUGAAUCUAGCAAAAGUGGUGGCCGUCUUUGUCAGCAUGGCGGGUGUAGCCAUGACAACAUUGGGAAAAACGUGGGCUACAGAUGAGUCGCAAUCGAGUGCCUCCAAUGGGAAACACUCUAUCGCUGGAGAUUUCCUUGGCCUUGCCUCAGCCAUGUCAUAUGGUCUAUUUACAGUUCUUCUUAAGAAAUUUGGUGGUGAAGGAGGAGAGAAGGCUGACGUGCAAAAGUUGUUUGGAUAUAUUGGACUGUUUACGCUUGUAGCAUUAUGGUGGCUGGUUUUACCAUUGACAGCAAUGGGCAUUGAACCGAAGUUCAUGAUUCCUCACUCUGCUAGACUGGAUGAACUUGUUAUUGCAAAUGGCUUUGUUGGAAGUGUACUUUCUGACUACUUUUGGGCACUAUGUGUUGUGUGGACAACUCCACUGGUGGCCACUUUGGGCAUGUCACUCACCAUCCCCCUAGCUAUGGUGGCUGACAUGUUCAUCCAUGGUCGUCAUUAUUCAGCAGUUUACAUCCUUGGCUCUGUACAGGUAUUUGCAGGAUUUGUAAUAGCUAAUCUUUCAGACUGGUUCUCAAAGAAGUUGGGAUUGUAGCAUCUUGCUAAACCCUACUUUCUCAGUUUUGAAAACCUAAUUCUUUGAUGGGGGCCAUUUUCCUCACUGCCAUUCUGAUCAGAUGUUUGAAGCUUGCUCAAUCUGUGAAGAAGAAAAAAGUUCCUAAAUGUUGUACCAUACAUCAUACCUUGUUUCUGUAAAUCAACUCUGGGCGUGAGGGUUUUUCCUUUUUUUCACAAUGAUCAUCAGCUUCUGUGUUGUAAUGAACCUUUGUGACUUAAAAGUAAAAAAAUCUCAUUUCACGUGUC
This is a messenger RNA of Fragaria vesca subsp. vesca, 1708 nucleotides long. RefSeq lists its product as uncharacterized. Lineage: Eukaryota; Viridiplantae; Streptophyta; Magnoliopsida; Rosales; Rosaceae. Gene Ontology annotation, biological process: regulation of peptide transport. The transcript is spliced from 8 exons. The coding region runs from base 252 to 1439 and encodes 395 amino acids. The record is from RefSeq and is a predicted model, not a curated record. Gene Ontology annotation, cellular component: membrane.